This is a messenger RNA of Trichomonas vaginalis G3, 729 nucleotides long. Its product is annotated as phosphoprotein phosphatase protein. Gene Ontology annotation, molecular function: phosphoprotein phosphatase activity. Lineage: Eukaryota; Parabasalia; Trichomonadida; Trichomonadidae. The record is from RefSeq and is a predicted model, not a curated record. The transcript has a single exon. Bases 1 to 729 code for a protein of 242 amino acids.
AUGGGUGAAAAUAGUGACGAGAAUAUUCAAGAUAUUGAAAGCAGAGUGAUAUCUCAUGAUGGUCUCGUCAAAGAUGAUGACGAUGCUGGUUCUGGUUGCUGUGGCUGUUGUUGCAAAUUUCAUGCUGCACCAGCCACAGCCAGGGUGCCAUCUGUCGUUAUUGAAGAAACCAUUACAGCACAGAAAGUACUCGUUCUCGAUUUAGAUGAAACGCUCGUACAUUGUUCAUUUUAUCCGCCAGAAUAUCACGAUUUAACAUUACCAAUUAUUAUUGAUGGAGUUCAAUACGAUGUAUAUGUACAAAAAAGACCAUUUCUUGAUGAAUUUUUAGCUCAAAUUAUGCCUUUAUUUUAUGUUGUUGUUUUUACAGCUUCAUUAGGUCCAUACGCUAACCCAAUUAUAGAUAAGAUCCUUCCAAACCUACCAGCUACGCAGCGUCUUUUUCGUGAAUCAUGUUCAUUUUCAAACGGAAUGUAUGUCAAAGAUCUCGAUAUGUUUAAUGCGCCUAUUAAAAAGAUUAUCAUUGUUGAUAACAACCCAUGCUCUUUUAACAGACAUCCUGCGAAUGGUAUAUUUUCGAUAACUUGGGAAGGAGAUCAAAAAGAUACUGAACUAAUGGAUAGAAUAUUGCCUAUAUUAAAGAAAUGUGUUGAUGCUGAUGAUGUUAGGAAAGUUAUAGCUGAGUAUCAACCAAAGAAACAAAACGAACCUUCUGUUUUAUCUGUUUAA